AUGGAUUAUAGAUCUAAAUUGAUGGCUUCAGUAACAGAUGCCAGAUACAGGCAGAAAGAUACUUCAGAUCAAAAUUUUGAUUACAUGUUCAAACUCCUGAUCAUUGGCAACAGCAGCGUGGGCAAAACAUCCUUCCUCUUCAGAUAUGCUGAUGACACUUUCACACCAGCCUUUGUUAGCACAGUAGGAAUUGACUUCAAAGUGAAAACAGUUUAUAGGAAUGACAAGCGGGUGAAACUGCAGAUUUGGGAUACAGCUGGACAAGAAAGAUACAGGACCAUCACUACAGCCUACUACCGAGGAGCCAUGGGCUUCAUACUCAUGUAUGAUAUCACCAGUGAAGAUUCCUUCAAUGCAGUACAGGACUGGGCCACUCAAAUCAAGACUUACUCCUGGGACAAUGCACAAGUGAUCCUGGUUGGAAACAAAUGUGACAUGGAGGAUGAAAGAAUUGUUCCUGUGGAGAAGGGGAAACAUCUGGCAGAUCAGCUAGGUUUUGACUAUUUUGAAGCUAGUGCCAAAGAAAACAUCAAUGUAAGGCAGGUGUUUGAGCGUCUCGUGGAUAUAAUCUGUGAAAAGAUGUCGGAGAGUAUAGAAUCAGACCCUUCCAGAGGCACUUCUGGAAGGGGCAUGCGACUCACAGACAACCCACCCCCUUCGCAGCAGAACUGCUCAUGCUAG
Messenger RNA from Egretta garzetta (little egret), 681 nucleotides. RefSeq names its product RAB3B, member RAS oncogene family (gene RAB3B). Gene Ontology annotation, cellular component: endosome; synaptic vesicle; plasma membrane. The record is from RefSeq and is a predicted model, not a curated record. The coding region runs from base 1 to 681 and encodes 226 amino acids. Gene Ontology annotation, molecular function: GTP binding; GTPase activity. The transcript has 5 exons. Lineage: Eukaryota; Metazoa; Chordata; Aves; Pelecaniformes; Ardeidae. Gene Ontology annotation, biological process: protein localization to plasma membrane; protein secretion; regulation of exocytosis.